This is a messenger RNA of Bombus pascuorum, 1293 nucleotides long. RefSeq names its product Bardet-Biedl syndrome 5 protein homolog (gene BBS5). The transcript has 8 exons. Gene Ontology annotation, molecular function: phosphatidylinositol-3-phosphate binding. Gene Ontology annotation, biological process: cilium assembly; intracellular transport. NCBI's taxonomy places the organism in Eukaryota, Metazoa, Arthropoda, Insecta, Hymenoptera, Apidae. Gene Ontology annotation, cellular component: ciliary basal body; BBSome. The coding region runs from base 81 to 1082 and encodes 333 amino acids. The record is from RefSeq and is a predicted model, not a curated record.
UACACUUCCAUAGAUAUAGUAAGGAUAUUGAUUUUUAUGAUAGUUGAAUUCUACAGUAUAUUGUUAUAUCUUUAGUAAAAAUGUGGCAAGAUAAUGAAGUUCGAUUCGAUGUUUCUUACACUCAUAUGCAGCUACGAUUGGGCGAAUUUACUGUUGAUAAACUUGACUUAAUAGAAGAUACAAAAGGAAAUGCAGGAGAUACUGGAAGACUUAUAAUAACUAAUCUCAGAAUUAUAUGGCACUCUUCAUUUCUUCCCAGGAUCAAUCUAAGUAUUGGCUAUAACACCUUUAUAACAAUAAAUACAAAAACUAUACAUAGUUUGCAAGGAAAACAUGUGCAAGCGUUACAUAUUUUAGCUUCCUUCCGACAUUGCAGAUAUGAAUUUCUAUUUACAAAUCAAGAUUUAAAAAGUACAAGACAUUAUACAUCCGUUAUUGGUGUUUACAGAGCAUAUGUUUCAUCAAAAAUUUAUCGUGAAAUUAAAUUGAGAAGUGGGAUAAUUAAUGAUAAGCAAUUAACAUUACUACCACUGGAAACAGUUCAUUCAACUUUGCAAGAUAUUUGGAAUUUAUCAUUAGAACAGGGAAAUGUUGGAACUUUUAUUGUAACAAAUAUACGUUUGGUCUGGUUUGCUGAUAUGAAUCAUCAAUUCAAUAUAUCAAUUCCUUAUCUUAUAAUAGCAAAUAUUACUGUUAAAAAUUCAAAAUUUGGUCCAACUCUAGUCGUUACUAGUACAGAAGCCAGUGGAGGAUAUAUAUUAGGAUUUCAAGUAAAUCCUAUCCAAAAACUUCAUACUGUUUAUAAAGAAAUUUUAAUGUUAUUAAAAGCGUUUGAAAAAUCUCCUAUUUUUGGUAUUGAUUAUACAUUUGAACAUGAGGCUCCAUUACAACAAUUAAACAUAGAACAACAAUCUGAGAUACAAGACAAUCAACCUGAAAUUUCAAAUGUGUUUGGCUAUUAUUUCUCUGAAGGUUCAAAUCAAAGAAAACCUAGUUUUUCGAUUUAUUUAGGUCUUGCAGCAGAAGAACCUCGAGAAACUAGUACACUACAAAGCCUAUGGGAACUUGUGCGUCAAACUUAACUGAUAACAUUAAUAAACUUUAAAUAUUAUGUAAACAGUACUUUAUAUAUAUAUAAUUUAGAAUAUAACUAAUGCUAAUACAUCACAUAAACUUUGAAUAUAAAAUAAAUAUAAAAGUUAAUUUUUUAUUUAUUUAUAAAUUAAAAUUAUAUUUUAAAUUAAUGUAAAAAAAUUAUUACAAUAAAAUAUAUUAUUCUACAUUUUUUCCUAA